AUGGACCAUACUAUUGAGAAAGGUGACGCUGGAGCAGAUAUCAUGGCACUUUUUUCUUAUUGUGCUGAUAGAUGUCGAGAUGUGACUGCCGGUUUCUGUUGUAAAUUUUCUGUAUAUAUAAAUGACAUAGCUACUGAAAAGGUUUCAAUGCCUAUUAGUUUGAUUUUGAAGCUUUAUGCUCUUGGUCUGUAUAUACUUGAUGGCAAGGUUAAACCAAAAGACGGUGGUUCGAGAACUUCCGAAGAUGAGGAAGAUGGCUCUACAAUGUCAAUACUCUUGGGCAAUGGGCACAGACUCAACUCUUUACCAUCUUUAUUCAGUUUAUUGAGAAGUUACUUCCACAUCGAGUCCAAAAGAAUUUAUUCAUCAUCCAAUGAUCUAUCCGAGGAUUCUUUUAGCCUUACAUGUUCAAGGAUAGAUCUUGACUCUGGCACUUCUAUAUCCUCUAAGGAGAGAGGCGAUGAGACUUAUUUUGUGUCUUACUUAAGUGCAUUGAAAUUUUUGUGUCAGCUGCUUGCUGAAUUGAUAAACUCAGAAAGGAAACACAUAAUUGCUGGAAGUGAUGUUGAUUCUGCUUCUCCCCAGUUCUGUGCCAUGCAGGAUGCUUGCAAUCAUUUCUUGGAUGUUUUUGUUUUCUUUAAAAGUGCAACCUCCGCGGAGGUUGCGAGCUUCGCGCCGCGACUAGAUGGGUCGCCGACCGCGACCUUCGCGGAGGUCGCGACGCAGAUCUGGUAG
Messenger RNA from Eucalyptus grandis, 735 nucleotides. RefSeq lists its product as uncharacterized. Gene Ontology annotation, cellular component: mitotic spindle; nucleus; cytoplasm. Lineage: Eukaryota; Viridiplantae; Streptophyta; Magnoliopsida; Myrtales; Myrtaceae. The record is from RefSeq and is a predicted model, not a curated record. Gene Ontology annotation, biological process: meiotic chromosome separation; proteolysis. The transcript has 4 exons. Bases 1 to 735 code for a protein of 244 amino acids. Gene Ontology annotation, molecular function: cysteine-type endopeptidase activity.